CAUCAUAUUCCCACCCACCCCCCCUGACAUACAUGGCGUCCCCUCACGCCGAACCGUGGAUUUAGUGUUAGAGCGCGGAUAGGUUUGAUAUCGUGGCUGUUUUUGUCUCUGCGAGCCGUCGUUCUGCGCGUCGCUGUGCGGCGGAGGGGAGGAUGCGGCGCGCAGCCAAACACUAGCCAAGCGCAUCUUCUGAGCGCUAAGGGGAAGGGACCUUUGCGGGGGAAAAGAAAGGCUUGUUUUGAUCCAUGCCUGUCGAGACGGGGCUGAAAGAACAUUCCUUCAACAGAGGUUCCUAUUUGGCUGUUCCACUUUUCUCUUUCCCUUCUCCUCUGGGGAGUGGACCUCUGCAAGGAUGACCUUCAAAAGAGAUGUAAAGAUGAAAUACCACAUUUCAAACAGAGAGUGCAACAGACAGAUCCUUCCAGAAUCUCCAGAAUCCUCACAGAGAUUUCAGAACAGCAGCCGUCAUCACUCAUUCCACACGGAAGAGAUAUCAGGAGGACCUGCUGCUUCAAGAUAAAAUUCACCAUCAAUACAUCAUUAAGGACCAAUAUUCUCUGGAAAGUAAAGAGGCACGUAUUCACUGUGACCUUUUUAGUUUGUGAGGAACAACCCAGCUGUUGGUUGCCCCUGAAUACCCCCUCAAAGAAAUAUGCUUUUGUGUGACUUUUAGCACACAGUCAAAGCUUGGUUUAUAAAGCAAUGUUGCUAUAGAGCCAUCAAAGCUGAGUUUCUGACCAAAUCACAGCUUUCAAUGAAUUAGGGGACUGGUUUUGAUGUUCAAUCCUUUUUUUAGGACUUGAUGGUUUUCUCUCUUUAGGACAGAGUAUGUCAUCGACAACAUUUCACAAAAUCCUAAGACCCCUUCUGUUCACUACCUUUAUUCUGGGAUGCUUUGUGACUGUGUUUUUGAUGUAUUUUAAGCCAUCGACCAGUUGGUUAUAUGGCCCAGUUGAGUCAACGGUUUCCACUGACCGGGUAAAAAACCUCUUUUCCACCAAGAGCGAUAAAAAUGUAACCACUGUUCUUAUCUGGCUUUGGCCCUUCGGACAAACGUAUGACCUGAGUGUCUGCAGCUCUCUCUUUAACAUUGAAGGUUGCUUCAUCACAGCAGACAGAAACCUCUACAACAAAUCAGAUGGGGUCAUCAUUCAUCACCGAGACAUCUCCAGUGACCUGUCCAAUCUACCGCCACUCCAGCGGCCAUCAUUUCAGAAGUGGGUGUGGAUGAACCUGGAGUCACCUUCUCACUCGUCGCAGCUACCUGGAAUUGAGAACUUGUUCAAUCUGACUCUCAAUUACCGUCAGGAUUCCAACAUCGAAGUGCCUUAUGGAUCAAUCGUAGCAGCAGAGACAGAGGAGGACUUUGUGCCACCCAGCAAAAACAAGCUGAUCUGCUGGAUUGUGAGCAACUGGAACCAGGAUCAUGUUCGUGUGAAAUACUACAAUGAGUUGUACAAACACAUUGAAGUUCAUGCAUAUGGACAAGCUUUUGGGGAGUACAUCUCUGACCAAGAAUACUUUCCCACCAUGGCCAGCUGUAAAUUUUACUUAGCUUUUGAGAACUCAAUCCACAAAGACUACAUUACUGAGAAACUGUACAACCCACUGUCUGUGGGCACAGUGCCAGUGGUUCUUGGUCCACCAAGGCAGAACUAUGAAAACUUCAUUCCAGGAGAUGCCUUCAUCCACGUAGAUGACUUCAAUUCACCCAAGGACCUGGCUGAGUACCUUCUACUUCUAGACAAGAAUGAGGUAAUGUACCUCAGGUAUUUUGAGUGGCGACGGCACUUCAAAGUAAAGAAAGCGUACUUCUGGGCAGAGCACACCUGCUUGGCGUGUGAUUACUUGAGAAGGCACAAAGAGUACAAAGCCUUUUACAGCCUUGACAAGUGGUACUGGGGCGAGUAGAGCCUCAAAGGGCUUUAUUGCUCACGUUUUCUGAAGUGGUACAAAGCAUGGAUAAAAAAAGCUAUUAUUUUAGAAAAAGAAGACUGCUAUAUUAAUAAAAGAUGUAUGUGUAAAAAAUAAAAGAAGCAUUAUGAUAAAGAAAAGAAUAUCCCAUCUGUGCUAGUAAUGCGAUCACCUAUGCAUUGCACUAAACUUUAAUGUGAAGGUAAAUUGUGUCAUGUACAUAUUUUUACAACUCUGUAGCUAUUUUUCUUAUUUUUUUUGUGGGGAGGGAUGUGUUUGCAUCACUUAGCCAGUCUAUACAGAUCAUUUAGAUACCGUAUAUACAAGUUCAAAUUGUUUAUCACUUAAUGCAAACGAUACAGGGCAGCCAAUAUCCCAGUACUCCCCCAAACUCUUUCUUGUGGGAUGCAGGUCACUCUUUAGUCAUGGUGUGCAAUGUUAAUUUCACAGUCAAUGUGUUGCAUAACACUUGAAUCCCAUGUGGACUAUCAUACCAAAUAGUUCCAUCUACACUGUAUUAUGCACAUCUAAUUUAAAAAAAAAAAGCUAAAAUCUGCUUAAAUGAGCACAACUCGUGUGUGACUAACUUUAAUAAUGAUAUUCUGUUGUGCUGUCAUUUCAUAAAACCUCAAUUUUUACAUAAAUCAAAUAUAUAUUUUCAUUUAAAAUUGAGUUAAAAUGAGUCUUGAUUAGCUGGAAAAACUUUCAUAAAAAGAAAAGCAAGUCUGACAGUCAAUAUUUUUUCUGUCAUUUGUCUUAAAGUCAACAGCUGCAAGUAGAAGUUGUACAGUUGUCUGGACUUCUUAUCCACUUCUCAGUGGUUUACAGAACAAACAAAAAAAGUACACUGGAUUUUUUUGUGUGUUUUUUUUCCCCUAAAUGAUUUAGGGCAUCCAAAAUAGCCUUUUUUUUCAGAGCAAAAAAACACAUUGUUUUUUGUGUUUUUUGUAUCUGUUUUGGGAAGGUAAUUGCUGUAACUUUUAUUUUUGUUUUGGGUUUUGCACCUCCAUAUCACAGCAAUAGCUACCGACACUAAGUCUUUUUUAGACAAAGGGGAAAAAUUCUGGAAAAGAAAAGUUUUACAACUGCUAUGAAACUUUGUUUUUUAGUUACUUUAAAUGAUUGAAAAUAAGCUUUUACAACACAUUAAUGGGUAUUUUUUCAUAUGCAACUUUUGCAUUUGGAUCCUAGACAAGCACUUCCGGGAUCCUCAUUCAGUUGAUUAAAAUGUAGCUUAUUUUGAUUGGUGUUCAGUCAGAGCUUGUUAGCUUCUGGUGCAUUUCUGACAUUACUUAAACGCACCAGACAGCGAUGACUAUUACUGCGAGAAAUUCACUGAUGUACACUGCACAACAAACACCACCAGUGAGCUUUAUUGCCAGUCAUAAUUAAGGUUUAUACUUAAAUGCUCCUAAAUGCUUAGGACCCAUUUUGCUUGCAAAUUUCGAAAUGCAGCCAUUUACAAAAACUGUUGGGAGGGCCGAGAUUAAUGUGCUGCAAAUUCUUUCAAAUGGUAAAAGGAAAUCACGAGCUGUGGUUGUCAUGAGCAUGCAAAACACCACAUCAGGUCCAGCAGUAAAGAAAACAAGUCAUCCUUGUUCCUGAUACAAAACUCCCCACACUGUAAGGCAGGACUGACAGAGUCUAGCAUGUUUGAUUUUGCUGAAAAGAGCAACAAAGCUCCGUGGCAAUGCAGAAUUUUUCCCUGAUUCCCCACAUCUUGAUAAGAUUAAUAGAAAAUUUAAUUUGUUUCUUGUUCAAAUUUCAAAUAGUAUUUCUUUAUUUUUUUAAUGGCCAAAGGUACCAGCAAUGGAAGGAUUAAACAAAUGCACAUCUUCAAGAAUUGGUCUCUACUAGUCAAAAUGGGAUCUCUGUAAAUUUGAAAUCUGGACAGAUAUGAGUGAGAUCAUUCCUGGUCGAGCAGAAAGAGUUUCAAAAUGGCAGCCUUUAGAAAGAACAAAGCUUAUUGUACAUAUUUUAUAAUGUUCAAAUAUCCUUUUAAGCUGCAGGUGUUUUCAGGACGGUAAUGUGAAUCCACUGCACAUUUGUGAGUAAUGAUAAAAUCAGCUAACAAGAUCAAAGUAAAUAGGGAGGUCCGCCUCCCCGUUGUCAUCCUUAGGAACAUGGUCACAGAAAUGUUUAAUUUUACAUUGCACAUGUUUUUUUGUAUCAGGUGAUGAUCCAUUUGACUUGACGUGACUAAACAAGUUGUGACAAAAUGCAGCAGAGAUAAAGCACUUUUAUUUGUGUGGGGUUAAAAAAAAUUCUGUGCUUUUUGCCAUCUUUGAUAGAAAUAGUGUGUGUUUAGAAAUUGUCAUGCAAUCAGUCUGUAACUAGCAAACUUCUGCUCAUGGUUUUAUAUCGUAUAGUCCUAUGUCAUAUUGGAAAACCAUCUUUUUUUAUUUAUUUUAAGAUGACUUUGGCUUGUGUCUGUCUCUUUCAUCUUUUUCUUGAUAUAAACUCUUUACUCCUGCCAUGCCAUCGUCUGAGUAAGUCAUUAGCUGUGGUUACAUGUGCAAAAUGUGUUUGAUCGGAUCAAAAAUCGGAUUAGAACUGAACUGUUUACAUUGGCCCAGAAAACUGUAUCCGAUUAUAACAAACGUUCACAUACACCACACUUUCGAUCAGAAUAAAUCAUUUUGUCAUGCACAGGACUGUCCAAAAUACCGGAAACGGCUGUUGAAGAAGAAAUAUUGAAUUCCAUUGUUAUGCUUAUUAUUAAGUGCCUGUUUGCUCAUAAUUUUCUAAAUAUGUGCGGCCAGCACUUUAUUCUUGGCAGCACGGACCCGGAAGAAGGGUUGGAAUUAGGCUAAUAUGUGCCAACAACAUUUAGCCUUGGAUGCACUUAAAAUCCAUGCGGUCAAUGCUGCAAUGUGAAUCUUGGCUGGCCGUAAAUAUGUGGGAAUAACAUCAGCCUUUAAUUUUGUCCGGACAUGAUUGGAAACACAAAUUCACAUGAUUGUUGUCGCGGUUUCUCAGGACUGUGCGAAGCGGCAUUUCUGCAUUCAAGAGCCGCCUCUGCCAGCUCACACACCGUCCCAAAGCCGCUCCUCUGCUUGGAGACACAGUUGUCACGGGAGGCAGAGCAGCCGGACGGACUGUGGUCAGAAGCGUCCUCCGGAGCGCACACCGUGACAACGUAUCCUUCCCUUGCUCGCAAACACGAAGCUACGAGUCCGGCUGCUCUGCUCAGAGACAUGGUUCGCCUGUGUGGAGCAGCCGGCCGGUCCUCUUCAUGCUCCAAAGCCUCCUCUGGAGCGCCACACCGUCUACGCAUAAAAGCCAGAGCAGUAGUGACCAACAAUCUGAAUAAAUUGUUUGCGGCAAGAUCGGAUCAACAAUUGGCAUAACCUACCUAUCUCGAUCUGAAGGAAAUUUUGAUCAGAAUGAGUCUGAUCGGGGCAGAGUAUUCCAAACGGCAUGUUUACAUGGUGGAUUUUUAUUCUGAUCGCACGUUUAUUCCGAUUACUUUUGCCCAUGUAAACGCAGCUAAUGUAUCACAGCUACAGUGAAGCACUGGAAGGAGGACUUUAAUGUCGUCUUCAAAAAAGAUGCAUACAACGAGUGAGAUCCAAUCGAUGUGUGUCCUUUUUCCAGAAACAACUUUUUUUCUGCCUGUUUACUGAAAUGAGUGAGUCAGUUAGUGCACAUUUUUGCCAAAUCCUUGCGUUUUGCCAAAUGCUGUGUUUUAAUUGUUGAUGUCUGAUGUCAAAAAGCAAAUUAAAGAUGUGGACCAAUUGGAAAA
This is a messenger RNA of Oryzias latipes (Japanese medaka), 5659 nucleotides long. RefSeq names its product fucosyltransferase 9a (gene fut9a). The record is from RefSeq and is a predicted model, not a curated record. Gene Ontology annotation, molecular function: alpha-(1->3)-fucosyltransferase activity. Lineage: Eukaryota; Metazoa; Chordata; Actinopteri; Beloniformes; Adrianichthyidae. Gene Ontology annotation, cellular component: membrane.